Molecule: messenger RNA, 1668 nt
Organism: Cladophialophora yegresii CBS 114405
Lineage: Eukaryota; Fungi; Ascomycota; Eurotiomycetes; Chaetothyriales; Herpotrichiellaceae
Exons: 2
Coding region: 1-1668 (555 amino acids)
Molecular function (GO): iron ion binding; monooxygenase activity; heme binding
Source: RefSeq, a predicted model, not a curated record
AUGGCUUUCUCAACAUUCCCAUUGCUCGCCUUUGGCUCACUGGCUGUACUGUGCCUGUACAGAUUCAUCAUCCACCCUUUGCUGUUUCAUCCUCUGAAACAUAUCCCCUCUGCUCACUGGUCGAUUCCAAUUUUUGGCGACCUAUGGAUCACCUAUCAGCGAUACAUGGAAAGGAACAACGCUGUUACAUAUACGGCACACUUGAAGCAUGGCGCCGUCGUGCGGAUGGGGGCCAACGAGUUGAGCGUCAAUUGUGUCGAGAAUGGCAUCAAGACCAUCUACGCUGGUGGGUGGGAGAAACAUGCAUGGUAUCCUCAGCGAUUUGGUUCCUAUGGUGUCAUGAACAUGUUCUCAACGAUCCACCACGGACCUCAUUCGCAGAAGAAACGCACUAUGGCCAAUGUCUAUUCAAAAACCUACAUUGCCUCAUCACCCCAGGUCGCCGCUAAUUCUCAUGCUCUAUUCUCUACCCGUGUUCUCCCCCUGCUCCAGGAACUGUCGGAAUCGGGCGAACCGACAGACGUGCACGACCUGCAUAAUGCCAUCGCGAUGGAUUUUAUGUCUGCCUACCAAUUUGGCCUGUCUGCUGGAACGAACUUCACGCAAGAUUUAGCCCAAAGACGACAUAUCCUCCACCAGUACCAUUGUAGGAGGGACUAUGAGUUCUUCUCAGCUGAAGCACCCUGGCUGAAGAAGCUGACUCGGAGGCUCGGGCUGCAGGUCGUGCCAUAUUUUGUCGAUCAGGCGAAUGUCCUGCUAGAAGAUUGGAAUGCCGGCAUGUGUCGCGCGGCCGACAAAUAUCUGUCCGAUAGUGAAAACAUUGCCCUGGCAAACCCUGGUGACGAUCCGGUCGUCUACAAGCAAUUCAAGGCGGGCAUCACAAAACUGCGCGAAAAAGACCCCAACGCCGGCAAAGCAGUAGGCGAAGUCACUCUGCCUACGACUCGACACGAGAACCUGCACACCAACGACAGUGACACCACCACGGCCGAAAUCUACAGCGAGAUGCUCGACCAGAUCGGCGCCGGGCACGAAACCUCGGCCAUCGCUCUAACCUACCUGACCUGGGAAAUGAGCAAAAGCCCUUCUCUCCAAGACCAACUCCGGCAGGAAGUGCUCGGCCUGACUCCGCCCAUCAAGUGGCCACUCCCCUCGGGCACCGAUCCAGCCAAGGACUUCAACCUCCCGGAUCCCAAACAGAUAGAUGCCCUCCCACUCCUGCACGCCAUCGUGAUGGAAACGCUCCGUCUCCACGCCCCAAUCCCGGGUAUCGAACCACGUAUCUCCCCCCAAGUCCCUGGCGGAAACACACUGGGUGAAUACAACAACAUCCCCGGCGGCGUCCGUGUCUCCGCCAUGCCAUACACUUUGCACCGCAACCCGGUUGUCUUCCCUAAUCCAGAGACCUUUCUCCCCACGCGCUGGCUUCCAAGCCACACCUCCGAAGAGCAACUUAGGGAGAUGCAUCGCUGGUUCUGGGCUUUCGGGAGCGGCGGACGCAUGUGCAUUGGGAGUCACCUGGCCACGCAGGAGAUCAAACUGUUGGUGGCGAGCGUUUACUCGAAUUGGAGGACCGAGAUAGUGGAUGACGAGGGCAUCGAGGAGGUGGACGCUUACACGACGAAGCCGAGGCGGAACCGGUUGGAUUUGAGGUUCACGCAUGUUUGA